Periconia digitata is the source of this 392-nucleotide messenger RNA. The record is from the annotation of a GenBank genome assembly. Lineage: Eukaryota; Fungi; Ascomycota; Dothideomycetes; Pleosporales; Periconiaceae.
AUCCAUCAUCCUGACAUCGCCCAACUCAACUCUGUCCUUCCACCACACCACCCUCUACCUUGUGACUUGUCGUCUUGUCAGUACGCAACCAUGCGCAAUCCUUUCCAGACUGCCGUCGCCGGAUCCCCCGUGGUGGGCAACUCACGAUACAGUGUCAAACUGGGCGACGACACAGAGGCCAAUCCCAAGGGAAUCGCGCUUGUCAACUUGGACAGCAAGGCUCAGGCUGAUGUCGCGGAAGUUGCACCCGCGCCGGUCCAGCCUGGUGUUCAGAAGGUCGAAGCCAUUACCGCUGUCUUGAACCGCAACCAUCUGAUUGCUGUUUACGUCUUGUACGUCAUAUACCGCUUCCUGAAACUUCCAACUACUUGCUAUGCAUGUUGCUAACAUAA